CCAACUUCGGAGCAAUCCGCAAUCAUCGAUCGAUCGACAAUCUGUCGGCGUAGUCUCACGAAGCCUGCUUCCUGAGGUUUCUGCAAACGCGUUUUAAGCCCCACGCUACAACCACAUGUAAGGAGAAGCAUCACCUCGCUGGAUGGCAGCUGGAACAGUUUCACUGCACAAAACACAGCAUGUGGCUCCGUUUCCUUGAGGUUUGGCUCACUGCAAGGCUUUUAUCGAGCCCUGCGUUCCACAGAACUGUGAGGCAAGUGCACAAGAAAGUUCAGGAGAUUCGGUAUGGGAAAUCUCCGGAGGAUAUGGGAGGCACCAAUAUCGAUAAACCAGAAGGCAGCUUCAAACGCUUUUUCGAGUUGUUCCGUGAAGAACUGAAAAAUCAAACUGGGAGGGGACCUCCAAAGUCAUAACCCACCCAAAGAGACGGAAAAUUAUAAAUACCACCCCCGUGUCUUUAUUAUUAUAUUGGAGUCGUUCUCCUGUGCGUUCCAUGGACGUCCAUUACGCCCCGCGUUCCCACCUCCAAUGGUAUGAUAAAAUAUAGUCAUAACAUAUACUCCAAUGAUAUUGUUUGGAUUCGAUAAAAAGGAAAGCCACACCCUACUCACGAGUGUCAAUUGGAUAUCCGGAUAAAGAUUGGGCUGCUUCUGCUUCACAUACCGUGCGAUGCGUCCCUCAUUCUAUCCGAAGAGUAAUUCGUUUUGUGCUUUCCCGCCGUGAAUGCUAGCUGUGUCAAAUGCCAACCACAUACAGCUUGGCCCUGCGUGCGAGGAAUAUGGGCAUACAAAAUUGCAAACUACUAGACAACGUCGUAAUAUUUUUCUGUGUUCUUUUAUCCUUCAUAUUUCCCCUCAAUUUAUCUGCUCAGCUUCGUGUGGCGCAAAAACCUUCACGUUUUAACUAAUUGCAUUGGUAUUUUACAAAUGGCCUUUUGCCCUUGUUUUGGUUUCACGUUUCCAGCGCUUUACGGAGUACCGGUGUUACUACGCCUUAUAAAGGGAAAGGAGAAAAUGGCAGUUCAUCACUGUUAACAUUCCUUUGUUGCAUGCAGUAAUCUGUUCGAAGCUGUUUCACGGAAUAUUCCUGCAAAGAAACUCUCAAUAUAUACAGUGAAGAAUUUCAGGAACGAAAAGAUAAACCAAGGAAACAAAGUGACAAAAUCAACGCAGAAACACAGAGCUGUGAUGAAAUCAGCCAUGAUAUCAGGAAAUUCAAACCCCAAAAUUGGUGCUAAAUAAAUACACGAAAUGAAGAAUUGUAAUGUGACCUG
This is a messenger RNA of Histoplasma capsulatum G186AR, 1273 nucleotides long. RefSeq lists its product as uncharacterized. The record is from RefSeq and is a predicted model, not a curated record. Bases 180 to 413 code for a protein of 77 amino acids. The transcript has 4 exons. Lineage: Eukaryota; Fungi; Ascomycota; Eurotiomycetes; Onygenales; Ajellomycetaceae.